AUGAACUCCCUCAGUCUCACAGCGAUCAUCUUCGCCGGCCUUGCGGUGGCGGCACCCACUAUUCCCUUCGUCGCACCUAACGCCGUAAUUCCGUUGACUCACGCCCCUACCAAUGCGCCAACUCUGGCAACCCGUCAAUCUGCUUGUUUUGUGAUUGGCAAAACUACAUUGCCAGCUGAGGUCGCUGACGUCGUCACGAGCAUCCAGUCUGCCGUCACUUGCGACACCUCAAAGAAGACCAUAUCGGGUGUUCCCGACGUCACUAGCGGCGAUGUCACGUUCUCGUCCAUUGACUUCAGCCAGUCCUCCCAAACACCCUUGGAGUUUGCGCUCUCAAAGUUCGCGACCGCCAGCCCUCUAGCAAACACGGACCUCCAGACAUUCCAAGACGAGCUCAACACCUACUUGGCGACGGAGGCGGGCAUUCGCAGUGUGGGCGGAAGCCUCGGUAUCAAGGUGCCCAAGUUCUUCUUGGAGUAUCAGGUGAGCCGGAUCCAAACUGCUCAGGGCAACCCGCCCACCGACGCUGGACAGCAGGUCGAUCACCUAAGGGACAAGGUGCUAAAGAAUGCCGCCGGUGAGGAUCAAUCGCUCUUGGACCAGGUCACCGCUUUGGCUACACAACUGUCAUAG
Molecule: messenger RNA, 633 nt
Organism: Truncatella angustata
Lineage: Eukaryota; Fungi; Ascomycota; Sordariomycetes; Amphisphaeriales; Sporocadaceae
Exons: 1
Coding region: 1-633 (210 amino acids)
Source: RefSeq, a predicted model, not a curated record